AUGAUGGACGAAAGCGUCCGCAAGAGCUGGCAGCUUGCGCCCGACCAGGUGGACGUCAAGAACCCGCUGUGGCACUGUGGAAUGGACAAGUUGAGCGAGACGGUGGCCAGUAGACUUGGCUACAAAGACGUACCGCUGCAGUGCAAACUAUACAAGUUGCUGGCGUACGGGGAAGGAGGACACUUUGUGAAGCACCAGGACACUGAGAAGGAAGACGGCAUGAUCGCCACGAUGGUGAUGAAGCACCGUCACGAUUUCGGCAAGAAGGACGGUACGGCGCCGUACUUGCCGCACUAUGCAGUGCACUACACUGACGCGGAGCACGCGCUGAAAGAGGUGACGAAGGGGUACAGACUGGUGUUGAUUUACUCCAUUUGCUUGCCGCCGACGAUGCGUCACUUGAUGCGCGAUCAUGAUGAGGGUUUGAGCGACAAGGUGGGUGCUGCUAUCAAUACUAUGGGAGAUGAUGAGAAGUCCUUUGCGCUGCUGCUGGCCCAGGAAUACACCGGCAAGAGUAUUGAAGAGUUGGGGUCCGGAGCACUGAAAAGUGUCGAUCGUUCAAGGUUCCAGACGCUGGAGGAAGCGAACUGCGUUGCCGCUCCUGGUAAGAAGCUGCAGUUCUUCCUUGCCCAGCUCAAGCACGACAUCAGCUACUGGGACGAUGGCGGGUCGUGGCUCAAGCUGAAUUUGCUGAAUCCCAGUCAGGAAACGCUUUCGGAGCAGUGGGCCCUUCAUGGAAACAGUACGUUUGAGGGGUAUCUCGGAAACGAAGGCGCGACGAAGGACACGACGUAUUCCCGGUACGCGAUUGUGGCUUGGCCCGCAGUUCACGGCGUGGAAAACGCGUUCAAGUUCAUCAAUGUGAAUGCUGCGGCGGAGGCUCUGGAAUGCCAGCGGCCUGUUGACGCCGCGACAGUUCUCGAGUUCAUGGAUGAUACCGUAUCGACUGCGUUUUGCCGUACGCUGUGCAGCUUAUUGGUCGAGGUCGGGGAUGCAUCGUUGGUGAACCUGUUCCUCAAAACCUUUGUGAAGUCGGUGGACGACUUCAAGAAGAAUGAUGAACUUGCUGCCCCCUUCACUGUGCUUGCCCGUAAUUUCGACUGGAACGAUAUCGGCCAGGUGCUACUUGACUCGUUGAGCAAGACGGACGACGAUGUUGAAUUCAUUGGUGAUUCGGAUGACGAAGAGGAAGCUGAAGAGACCGAUGAUUCACGCAUGGCGAUAGCGCUGGAGAUUGUUGAUGGUCUGGGUGCUGGAGCUGCUCAGCAAGCGUUACUGAAGAUAGCGGUGGAGAAGGUGUCGCGCCUUCGUAAAGAGGACUUAUGCUCGUCUAAGGCGCUUCCUCUCCUCUGGAAGUGGGUCAUUCAAUGCGGUGACCAGACGAUGCUCGACACGGUCGCAUCCAAGUUCAAGCAAACGCCGCCGAGCCUCCUCCAGCCCGUUAUCGAGUCGUUCUCGCAGCAUCUCGGUACUCUCCCUGCUUCGGACGACAGAUUUGUGGCGCUUUCUGCGAUUGCUAACAAGAGAAUCGAAUGGUUGAAUAUCCAGCUCCAAGCGUUGGGUAAACCGUUCUCUUGGGAGAUGCCGGACGCUUCCUUCCCCGACAACGCGAGAAUUCAAGCAUUUUUACGAGGCCCUGAGAGCUCAAUGGAUACCAACGGAGUUCGUCACUUCAACGGAGUUGGCCAUGCCCGCAACUACGCCGAAACGUGGAUGCGUGAGAAGCAGGUGAACGCUUCGUUCACCUUGGAAGCUGAAGGCCGAGGCGGAAGUGCGUAUGUGGUCAUUACGAAGACUCGAGCGUGGCUGUCUGAGCACCAAAAGGAACUGUUGAAGCACAAGACGGAGCUGGCCCUGCUUUCGGCAAGGUUUGGAGCUGCCGAAGGUGCUGCAAGCGGUGGUGCCAGAAAACGAGCACGACACGAGUAA
This is a messenger RNA of Phytophthora sojae, 1929 nucleotides long. RefSeq lists its product as hypothetical. The coding region runs from base 1 to 1929 and encodes 642 amino acids. NCBI's taxonomy places the organism in Eukaryota, Oomycota, Peronosporomycetes, Peronosporales, Peronosporaceae. The record is from RefSeq and is a predicted model, not a curated record. The transcript is spliced from 4 exons.